This is a messenger RNA of Neltuma alba, 1677 nucleotides long. RefSeq lists its product as uncharacterized. The transcript has 2 exons. The record is from RefSeq and is a predicted model, not a curated record. Lineage: Eukaryota; Viridiplantae; Streptophyta; Magnoliopsida; Fabales; Fabaceae. The coding region runs from base 115 to 1548 and encodes 477 amino acids.
CCCCUUUUAUGCUUUUUCUUAACCUCGAAGACUUCUUCCUCUUCUUCUCUCUCAAAUAUUCUGUGCCUCAGAAACCUAGACCCCGCUUACCAGCUUUCCUCUGGUUUCUCAUCAAUGGCAGCCUCAAUCCCCACCAUCAUACACCACAAGCUCAAUGCUGAACCAAUCAAAGAAGACCCAAGUAAGUUUUAUUAUCAUCUUCUCUACAAAGCUCUCAUCCUCGCCAUCUUAAUCAUUCUUCCCUUUUUCCCUGCCCAAGCUCCUGAAUUUAUCAACCAGUCUCUUCUUACCAGAAACUGGGAGCUUUUUCACCUCCUAUUCGUCGGUAUUGCCAUUUCUUAUGGUUUGUUUUGCCGUCGCAGCGACGGGACCGACAAGGAAAAUCAUAACUCCAAGUUCGACACAGCACAGUCUUAUGUUUCUAGGUUUCUUCCGGUGUCGUCUUUCUUUGAAGAUGAUGGAGAAAAUGAAACCCCGUCUGGUGAUGACGAGGAUAGCAAAACCCAGACUUGGAAUAAUUAUCAGUACCGUAGGAAUGAACCUCUUGUUGUUUUAGCCCCAAAACACUCUAAUUCUUACGACCGAAAUGCGACUAACACCAGAAUUAGCGAAAAGCCUUUGCUUUUACCUGUUCGUAGCUUGAAAUCUCGGGUUUCUGAUCCUUGUCCUGUUCAGUCUGUUAAUAAAUCGAACCUCACCUCUGUUUCUGUUAACGGGUCUGGUUCUAAACAUGGUUCUAGAAGAUUUUCCAGGAAUGCAGAAAUCGAAGGUUCUGGCGGUCGUCCAACAAUGGAGGAUAGGUCGAAGGACAACGUUGUACUUCCUUCUCCAAUCCCAUGGCGAUCUGAAUCUCUCAUGAAGCUCCAGAAUUCUCGUUUGUCUCGACCAAAUCCCAUGUCUUCGUCAACAUCUCUGUCUUCCCCAAAGCCAAAGGAUCAAUCUUUAUCAUCACCUUCGUUUGCAUCAGAAUCACUGGCCAAGAAUUCAGAGGACACGGUGAUCAAGAACAAGGUGUUUUACAAGUCCGCAAUUCCUCCUCCUCCUCCACCCCCACCAAUGCUUUUCAAAUCAAUCUCCAUGAAACCAAGAACUAGCUCGUUGAAUCAAGCAGUUUCCUCUGAUAAGGACAUGAAGCGAAGCUUCACAACAAGUGAGAGAAGAGAUAAGCCAAGAGGUCUCCAUUUUGAAAAUAACAAUAUGAGAAACCCACUGGAAGCUGAAGGAGAAGUUAAGAGAAUGGCUUCUGUGGGAUUUGCAGAGGAAGAGAAAGUGAUCAUGGGGUUCGAUGAAGACACAGAAACUGAAGAUGAAGGUGGUGGUGAUGAAGCAGGACGAAGCAGAAUUGAGAAAGACAAAGCAGAGAAUCAACCUAAUAAUGAAGAGAAUCCAAAAAUUGACCAAGGAACCGGUGGUAUUGGAGAGGAAGGACCAGAUGUGGACAAGAAAGCUGAUGAGUUCAUAGCCAAAUUCAGAGAGCAAAUCAGGCUUCAGAGAAUUGACUCUAUCAAGAGGAGUGCAAAUCGAAUGGCCAGAAAUUCUUCAAGGUAAAAAUACUUGAUGUUGCAUGAACUUUAUGCUUUUUAACUUGUCAAGCUUAAUCCAAAAUGGAACAUGCAAUAUCAUUCAGAGAGGCUCUUCCUGAUCGCUGAGAGCAGUAAUGAAAUUUUACGUUAUUUC